UCAUAUUCCAGCGUCCCGGUCGUGUUUUCCCUCCUGUGGCUCCGUUUGGGUUUCUGCUUGUUCCUGAGUUCUUUGUUUUUCCAGAACCAGGAGGAUCCAGAGGCCAGGAUGGGACCCGUAGAGCUCCUCCACAUGUCGGUUUUCUCCCAAAGCUUUUCUCCCUGCGGCCGCUUCCUGGCGGCUGGGAACAACUACGGAGAGAUCGCCCUGUUCAGCCUGGCUGCGGCUCUCAGUCCAGACGCCACGACGGCCAAUCAGAAGCCUGUUCUGACGUUCACAGCUCAUGAAGGUCCCGUCUUCAGUCUGCUCUCCACCGACUCCGUCCUGCUGAGCGCAGGGAACGGCGAGGUCAGCGCCUGGAACUGGACCGAACUCAUCAAGAAGAAUGUGAAGCCGCUGUGGACGAAGAGGCCGAACUACAAGUCCAGUCUGGAGAUUCCAGAGAUCAACUCCAUGGCCAUCAACCCUCGAGACGACAGCCUGGCGAUCGGAGCGGGGGACAACAACGUCCACAUCCUGGACCUGGAGCACGGCGCCUUCAAGGUGACCCUGCGGGGUCACACAGACUACGUGCACUGCGUGUGCGUACGUGAGCGGGAGGCGGAGCUUCUGUCUGGCAGCGAGGACGGCGCUGUGCGGAUGUGGGACUGCAGGACGGGGCAGAGCGUUCACUGCAUCGAGGUCCAUAAGUACGAGAGCUGCGCCAGGCCUCAGCACGGGAAGUGGAUCAGCUGCCUGACCACGGACUCUGAUUGGAUGCUGUGCGGCGGCGGCCCGUCUCUGUCCCUGUGGCAUCUGCGCUCGCUGUCGCCGACCUCUGUGUUCCCGCUGAGUGGCUGCCAGCGCCGGGCCGCAUUCCACCAGGACAUGAUCCUAGCUGUGGGCGACGGUGCCUUCGUCUCCCACUGCCUUCUGGGAGGAGAGGUCAAAGGUCAGAUCCCGUGCACACCACCAAGCCUCAACACGCUGCAGCUGAACACAAAGAGCUCCGAGCACCGGGUGCUGACGGUCGGCGGCGGCAGCAGCAAGAUUGACGUCUUCACCAACCUGUCCUACAGAGCCUUCUCCCUCAGCUUCUGACCAGAACCAGAACCAGGACAGGAUCGGAUGAGGAGUAGAACCAGGACGAACUCUAAAUAAAAUCCAGUCUUUGUUACAUUUCA
Xiphophorus maculatus (southern platyfish) is the source of this 1163-nucleotide messenger RNA. RefSeq names its product THO complex 6 (gene thoc6). Gene Ontology annotation, cellular component: transcription export complex; THO complex. The record is from RefSeq and is a predicted model, not a curated record. NCBI's taxonomy places the organism in Eukaryota, Metazoa, Chordata, Actinopteri, Cyprinodontiformes, Poeciliidae. Gene Ontology annotation, molecular function: protein binding. Bases 109 to 1080 code for a protein of 323 amino acids. The transcript has 13 exons. Gene Ontology annotation, biological process: mRNA export from nucleus.